Molecule: messenger RNA, 1602 nt
Organism: Hirsutella rhossiliensis
Lineage: Eukaryota; Fungi; Ascomycota; Sordariomycetes; Hypocreales; Ophiocordycipitaceae
Product: putative mg2+ transporter zinc transport protein
Exons: 3
Coding region: 1-1602 (533 amino acids)
Source: RefSeq, a predicted model, not a curated record
AUGGACACGACCACAGAGGCUGUAAAGUGGAAGAAGAUCGCGAUUGAGGAGCACCAGCUGAGCCGAGCCAAGAAGACAAGGGUGUGCAGGCUGGACUAUUACGCCGGUGGUGAACGAAAAAUUCACCCUUGCGAUGACACAGAUGGGCUGCAUGCGCUCUUCGACGAUGGUGCAGAGACCGACGGGCAAGAGGAAGGAGCCAGACUCCGACUGUUUGUUGUCGAAGACCUCUCACGAGAAGUCAUCGAGAAAUUUGGUUCAAAGUUCGACGUUGAUCCCUCAUUCUUCCGGUCACAUCUUAUGGACUAUGUCUGGUGCAACAUUCGAGACUUUUGGAGGGAUCCCCCGAAUCUCUACCUUGCCGCUCAACAACAGUCUUGGUUCCAGCUUCGUUUCGUAAUACCUCGGUAUUUUACGACCCCGGACUCUUUCGAAGCAGGGACCAGCGAGGCGGAAGCGUUCAAUGUUUUUAGACGGCUGGACGAUGACCAGAACAGGAGUCGCUGGGAUGAGGAGGCAAUCGUGGGCAUUAUGAGGACGAGGGUGUCCUUCUGGCUACGCCCUGUGGAUGAGAAGCAGGCAGAGAACCCUCAUCGAACUGAUAUCGGUAUCCUCCUGCUGGAUCCUACCAUCGAGCAGGGACUGCCUCUCUGGCGCCACUAUCGCAACUGGAAGACGCCUCCGCCCAUGAAAGGAGGGGAGGGUUACAAUGAAGAGAACUUUGAAAACCGAAAAACCUUCUUUGAUGACUUCAUCCACUGGGCCAAGGCUCCUCAAGUAUUCGACGGCCGGAAGGGCCCUUCGCCAUCCCCCAAUGGCGAUUCUCUAUCGCCAGAGAAGCAACGGUGGGCAAACGCUGGCCUUCCGCUACAAUCUCUCCUGCACCGUAUCUGCUCCGAGUGGCUGACCAUGGCCGACUAUGUCAAAACUCGACUCAACCAGGUCGAGUUGGAGGUGUCCAGCCCAGAACACUUCCUUGCCAACGGCACCCAGAUCGACAGUGUCCUGACAAAGUUGCACACCUGGAGGCGAUCCGUCCCAGUUUACAGGGAAAUGCUGGAGGAGACACUGGAGACGGUGUUUGGGAUCUCCUCGCGGUUAUCUAUGUUGCUGGGCGGUAGUCUUGACGCAUCUGACCCUAAGUGGAAUCCCGGGAGGGGGACAACCUGUCUCUGUGUUGGCCGGCCGGGCAACCUGACAGGCGAUGUGGAAGGAGUCAGUGCCUACCGCUACGACUUUGCCUUGGCCUUGGCGCACAUGGAGGAGCACCAGAAGCGCAUCGACCGGCUCGCCUCCAUCGUCACGGCAGCAAUCAACAUUGAAGAUGCGCGGCGGGGAUACACGGCGAACAGGAAUGUGAACCGGCUGACCCUCCUGGCGACCCUCUUCGUCCCUCUUAGUCUUGUCGCUUCGUUGCUUUCGAUGCAGCCGGGCGUUGAGCAGUUGAGAAACACGGCCGUGCUCUGGGCUGAGAUCGCGAUCCCGUUGGCAUUCGGCGUCUGGCUGAUCGCUAACACCCUUAACUCGGCCUGGUUCCAACUCCGGACGCAACCUCUGCGGGACAGGUUGAAGGGUGGGCCGUGCUCCUCUCGCAGGGGCUGA